Messenger RNA from Paramecium tetraurelia, 642 nucleotides. RefSeq lists its product as uncharacterized. Lineage: Eukaryota; Ciliophora; Oligohymenophorea; Peniculida; Parameciidae. The record is from RefSeq and is a predicted model, not a curated record. The transcript is spliced from 2 exons.
AUGAAAUUAUCAAACAGAUCUUCAUCAUUAACUAUUUCAUAAAGUGAUAUCUACUCUAGAUUCCUUGAUAUGCAUGAAGAAUUGACCAAAUCUUCAUAAAACAUUAACAAUCUCAUAGAUCAUAGUCUUAAACAAUUAGCAAGCACAAGAGAAGCGUCCAGAAUUAGUUUAUCUGCCAAUUCUCAAAAUCAAUAAGAACUCAAUUCUUUUGAAGAAAUGGCAAUAGAAGAAGAUUUGGACUCAGAAACAUAGCCUUAAAAAAAUGAAAGAGAACUAGUUUUAGAAAAUAAAAUUAAGAUCUAUGAAUCUUCACUUAUUAAAUUUGAACAAGAAAACUUGUAAAAAGAUCGAGAAAUUCUUAGACUCAAGAAAUUAUUGAAUGAUUAAAAUCUAUAAAUAACUAUGUAGAAUCCAGACGAAAUUUAUUAAGAAUAAAGUGUUAUUAGAUAGAAACUAUAAGUUCUUGAUGGCUAAUUAGAUUAUCUGUAAGAAAAAAAGGAAAUUCGCAAGAGAAUGAAAGAAUGGGAAAUCAUUCUCAAAGAACAAUCAGAAAUUAUAAAAUCGCAGAAACUAGAAAUUAGUCGAUUAAAACACAUAAAUUCAUACUUACACAAAUCUAUUGAAAAAUUAUAAACAUUGUGA